Diuraphis noxia (Russian wheat aphid) is the source of this 705-nucleotide messenger RNA. RefSeq names its product meiosis specific with OB domains hold'em. The record is from RefSeq and is a predicted model, not a curated record. Gene Ontology annotation, molecular function: single-stranded DNA binding; single-stranded DNA 3'-5' DNA exonuclease activity. Gene Ontology annotation, biological process: resolution of meiotic recombination intermediates. NCBI's taxonomy places the organism in Eukaryota, Metazoa, Arthropoda, Insecta, Hemiptera, Aphididae.
AUGAGGAACAUGAUAAAAAUGGACACAAAUAAUAAAGAAAAAUCUGUCUUUUCGUUUACUAUAAGAGACUCUCCAGAAGAUGUAGUUAAUAUAAGUGUUUGGGGUUCUAAUGAUUAUACUAGACGUUUAUAUAAUGACUUUAAAAUCGGAGAUGUUGUCUUGGCUUUCUCAAAUUUGUAUUUGGAAUGGAAUAUUUUUAAAAGAAGYAUGACAGCUGUUGUCUCCAAUAAAACAAUUGUAACCGAGGAUCCAUUUACAAAUGAAGCUAAUGAUUUAAAAAAUUAUGCAAAUACAUACUUGACUGGGCUGUCUACUAAACUAAUCAUUAACAUUCCCAAUCUGUCAACUAUAACAGACAUUAUGACUUGUAAACGAGUUUUAAUCAAAUCUAAUGAAAUUAAUGGACAAUUUACAGCUAUCUUAUAUGCAAUUGUGAGUAAAUUUAAUAUUGAUGGAUUAUCUCCGUUGGUUCUAAAUAAGUGUAAUCUAUGUGGUAUGAAUGUGAACAGUACAUACUUAUUGUGUGUUAAUCCAGAAUGUAMUUCUAAUUUUGAAAAGGAAAUUGGAUCAUAUGAAUUAGAAACUAUAUUAAAUAUUCGAUUAUCAAUAACAGAUUCAACAGGCACUCUAGAAAACUGUAUAUUGCAUCAUGAAAUUGCAACCAAAAUGUUAAACGGGGUAAGUAAUAUUGGUAAGAAAAAAUAA